This is a messenger RNA of Lates calcarifer (barramundi perch), 1558 nucleotides long. Its product is annotated as cell division cycle-associated protein 7. Lineage: Eukaryota; Metazoa; Chordata; Actinopteri; Centropomidae. The transcript has 9 exons. Gene Ontology annotation, cellular component: nucleus. Bases 69 to 1214 code for a protein of 381 amino acids. Gene Ontology annotation, biological process: regulation of DNA-templated transcription. The record is from RefSeq and is a predicted model, not a curated record.
AGCUACCUGCGCGCGGGCGGGGCUUAUUCAAACUCACAAGCUAGCAGUUGUUGUUAGCCACGAAUAAGAUGGCUCGGCUUUUAGCUGAAGUUUUUGCGGAGGACUCUGACAGUGAUAGAACAUUUUAUGGCUUUUCUGACAGUGAAGUUAUUGAGAAGGACUGUGAAGCUGAAGAUGACCUCCAGCCUGACCUUUCCCCCAGGCAGCAGAAACCCACAUCAAAACCAUCUGCUGGUCCCCAACCGUUCAGGCUGAGGGUGGCGCUCCGCUCUGCUUCAUCUACCCUGCAGUCUGAUGAAGAGGAGGAGGAGGGAGGGAAGAGGGCAGAAAAGAGAGGGGCGAAGAAGGCAGGAAAGACAAGACGUGUUAAGUUUGAAGAUGAGGAGGCAGCGGUGGCCUGGCCGGAUCCUGGAUCUGAUUUGGCAGAGGAUGCGUCGCACUCUUUCCUGGCCAAGAGAGAGCAGAACAUCAAGGCCAACAAAGCCAUGCUGGCUCAGCUGAUGGCAGACCUGCACAAAAUGCCAGGAGGUGCAGCGUUCAUGAAAAAACAGGCGGGCAAACAGAAGGCAAAAGAGAGAAGCUCUCGUCCACCUCGCUCCGGUGCAGCUGGAGAAGAGUCCAGGAGGAACCCAGAGCGGGCGUCCCGCAGACAGACCCGCUCGAUGGGGGGAGUCGAGAAUCCAUUAACCCCAAAGGAGGAAGAACUUGAGCAGAGUUUAGAAGAGGAGCUGCUGGAGGUUCGCAGAGCCCCACAGCGCCGAGGUGCCCCGCGGCCAAAUCAGUGCAAACCUCAUUUCAUCCGUCCUGUGGAAGACAUCACGGAGGAUGAGCUGCUGCUGGUCGCAGACAACAUGACUGAUAAAGUCUACAACAGACAAACAGGCUCCACGUGUCAUCAGUGCCGUCAGAAAACUGUUGACACCAAGACGUGCUGCCGCAGCGAGGACUGUCGGGGGAUUCAGGGUCAGUUCUGCGGGCCGUGCCUGAGGAACAGAUACGGAGAGGACGUCAAGAAGGCGCUGCUCGAUCCGGAGUGGAAGUGCCCUCCCUGUCGAGGCAUUUGCAACUGCAGCUUCUGCCGUCAGCGUGAGGGCCGCUGUCCGACCGGCAUCCUCUUCCCCCUGGCUCAGUACCACGGUUUCUCUGACGUCCACUCCUACCUCAGCAGCCUCCGUAGCAAACUGAAGAGCGAGAGUGACGAUGUAGAGAUGUGAUUUCACCACUAGGGGGAGCAACUGUUCGCCAUGUUUUAUUUGCUCUGUGCGGAAGUUUUCAGUGUUGGUUUUAGUUAGAAUAGAAUAGAAUAGGCUUAGGGUUGAGAUUUUAAAUGAAUAAAGUGUUUUUCUGGUCAGCUGAGUGUCGUGUUUGUCAGACUGAGACAAAGAAAUGAGACAAAGUAUAUUCAUAAUUUUAAUCCAGCUGUUGGCAUUUGCAGUAGUUGUAUACACACAAUAUAAAAUCCCUUAUUUAAAACGGGGCAAAAAAAAAAAAAAAGUUAAGAGCACUUGUUGUCUGAUGAACUUACUCUAUAGAGUUUCAAAGGAUAGUUUUUUUUAAA